GUGUGGUUAAAAGCCAAUGCUGUACAAAUUGAACAUAUUAAACCGCAAGUUGAUAUUUAUCAUCUACCAAGUGGUCGUGCUAUGAUUUUACCUGCUGAUGGUCGUGUUAUUAAUCUUUGUAAGUAA
This is a messenger RNA of Rotaria sp. Silwood2, 126 nucleotides long. The record is from the annotation of a GenBank genome assembly. Lineage: Eukaryota; Metazoa; Rotifera; Eurotatoria; Philodinida; Philodinidae.